Molecule: messenger RNA, 1205 nt
Organism: Meloidogyne enterolobii
Lineage: Eukaryota; Metazoa; Nematoda; Chromadorea; Rhabditida; Meloidogynidae
Source: the annotation of a GenBank genome assembly
AUGAUGAUGUUAGUUGAAAAUGAUAUUGUACUUUUGGCUAAAUUAUUAAGUCUUGGGGAUACUUUAAAUGAACUUAGACAAUACCAACAACAACAACAAAAAUAUAAUAAUAAUAUUCCACCAUCUUCAUCUUUUAAUAAUUUAUCAAUAAAAUUAGAAGAAAAUAAUGAAGAUUUCGUUGAUGAAAGUAAAGAUGAAUUUAAACCUUUAAACGAAGAAAAUAAAAAACAAAAAAUAUUAUUUUUAAAUGUAAAACAACGAAAACAACAAAAACGUUAUCCAAUACCACCAGAAUUUGGGGAAGGAAUAACUAGAGUUUAUGUUGAAGAAGAAGAUGAAGAAGGGGAAAAUAAAAUUAAAAAUAAUGAAGAAAGGGAAGGGGAAGAAGAAGGGGAAGGAGAACAUCCAAAUAUUCAAUAUUUUUCUCGGAAAAAUUCGGUAUUGAGAAUACCCAUUCCUCCAAGGUCAAGCAAUCGAGCGUUUGCCUCCAGAACAAAGCAAAAUUUACUACCAUCUACUUCUUCUAAUCAAACAUCAACAAAAAUUAUUAGCCACCAACAACAAAAAUUUCCAUCCCCUCAAAUAUCCCCAAAAGAAAUAAUUAAAGACUUUAUUGAAUCAACAUUAGCCACAACAGAAAUCGAUUCUGGACAUUCUUCUGCAUCAGAACACCCCUCCCCUGCACCCCCUUUAAUUAAUACAAAAGAAGAAAAACAACAAAAUUCUUCUAGAUUUUCAACACUUUCCUCUUCUUGUCUUUCAUCUGCUCCAAGUUCUUUAUCUGGCUGUAGUUCUCGAAAUAUUUUUGAUAUUAAUUCUAAUUCUAAUGUUAAAAAUAAACAAAAAAAUACAGAAAUUCAAAGGACGAUGGGAAAUAAAGAUUUUAUUAAAGACAAAUAAAUAUUUAAAUAUAUUUGCAUUUAUUUUCGUUUUUAAUGUGAAAUUAAAUUUUUUUAAUUUGUUAUUUUAAAAUUAGGUUGAUAAGUUAAAUUUUCAUUACAGUAUCAUUCAAAUUUAAAAGUCAUCGAAACGCGUGCUGAAACGUCCUGCCACAAAAUUAGCGAUUUUAUAAGACUCAAGUGACAUUUUAAAUUUGAAAAAAUCUUGAAAAAAGGGGAAUUUAGGAGAACAAGUAUAAGGGUUGCUUUGGGCUGAAUUUUAGGUUUAAUUGGUUGAUCUGGGUUUGGGUUCGGGUUUGUGUAUGU